Messenger RNA from Bradysia coprophila, 2835 nucleotides. RefSeq lists its product as uncharacterized. Gene Ontology annotation, biological process: regulation of DNA-templated transcription. Lineage: Eukaryota; Metazoa; Arthropoda; Insecta; Diptera; Sciaridae. Gene Ontology annotation, cellular component: nucleoplasm. The record is from RefSeq and is a predicted model, not a curated record.
GAACAUAAUCAAGAAAUGACAAAGUGACGCUUGUCAAAAUAAUUAAAAAAUUUCUUUUUCGAGGUAUAUUUGCAUUUAGUUCGUGUUUUUAAUAUUUAUUUACAAAACUAAAGGCGACACGCUCCACAUCAAUUCCACACGAACUAAUUGACCAAAGAAGGUUAGACUUGAUGAGUAUGAUCGAAAAUGUGGCCUAAUCUACUAGAUUUGACGAAAGACGAUUGUCGAGGUAUCCUGCGGAGAUCAGAGCUGGAAGCGUACUCACAAGUGAUAAGCACUUUUCGCGCCCAAGGUUCGUUAAACGAAAAGAAAUCAAAAAUUUUGAAAGAUUUGCGAGAAAUUUUUCACAUUAACGACGACCGUCACAAAGCCGAAAUUCGCAGAGCAACAAACGAUGAAGAGCUGUGCACCAUUGCCGAAAGAAUUGCUGGACCGAAUACGGGUCAAGAAUGGUCGCUGGAAGGUCGACGACGUUAUCCUCUGAUACCGCGUGAUCCGUCUUUGCACACGGCUCUGUCGGUCAUCGCCAAUGCUGCCAUCAAAGAUGUCUUAUCGAUCGCUCCCAUAUCCGACAAUUUCAAAGAGGAACCGCGCCACAAUCUACCGAUUUCGGUGAGCCCUGUGAUCACUGAAGACCCAUUUUCGAUUGUGAACGCCAACAAAGUUGAAAUGAAAUUCGUAAAAUCACCGAAAAAGCGUUCCGUCGAAAGAGAUCUACCCGCUCAGCCGUUACACACCAAUAUGCGCAUCCAACAGCUUUAUCACUCACACAGCUCACACAAUGUCGGCAGUGGUCGAACGCCAACGAAACAGAGAAAGAUCCAAUCGAAGCGACAACUGUCGAUGAAGGGCAAAGUACCAGUGAACAAGCCGACACACAGAAGGAAAUUAGCUACAGUACCUAGUGUUCCCGGUGGAUUAUCCGAACACAAACCGAGACAGAAAAAGAAUCAUCCGCCGAAAAUCACCACAGAAAAUCUGCUCACCUCACCAUCCGAUGGAUGGGGAAAUGAUGUUAUUGAAGCUACAACGGGACCUCCAGUGCAAAUCGUCUACACAACACCAAAUCAAACAUUUACAAUGCAAAAGGACGAUGCACAAAACAAUCUGAUAACGGAAUCGACGCCGAUAACAUGGUUAAGCAAUGCCGGUCCAACGAUACAGAACAAUCGAAUACAAACGAAACCGAUGCUGGGCAAGAAUUCGCAUUUGAUCAUUGGCGACAGUGUGACAAACAAUGGACCGCGACGAAACUUCGGCGUUAACAUUAUUGAGGAUAUCACGUUGGACCAGCUGUGUAAUAUUGAAAAAUCGCCGCAAGUCACAUCGUCCACACAUCUCGUAUCGGAUCAAACGGUUUCGCUGCCGAAUAACAAUUCAUUUACCACAUCCACUGGUAUCAUCCAAACGAACGUGAUUGGUCCGUCGAAACCACCAAAGAUUCAGAUUACGAAUCAACAGAUUUUGUCCAAUAAAAUACCGAUAAUCAAAUCGCUGCAAAGCAAAGGCAAUGUGACCUUAAUCAACAAAGACGGCCGAAUGGUGAUCAAAACGCCAACGGAUCCAGCCGGUGGUCUAACACCAAAGACCCCGAAAAGUGAAUCAAAAAUGGAUCAGUUAAUCAAAGCGGUCUCGUUGACCAGUUCACCGACUAGUGCAACCAAUCAACAAAAUUCGAAUAAAAUUUCGCUGCAAAAACUGCAAUUAGUGAUGCCGAACAAAGUGCGCGCAGCAACGAAUAUGGUCAAGAUUUACACAUCGCCACAGCAGUUACAGGCGACGACACCGUUAAAGGAGAAAAUGGUGCUGCCGGUGACGCAGAAACCGGCCGAUAUCGUUUCGUUAUCGGGCCAGGAAAAUGUUGUCGUUUUGGGCGUAUGUCAGACGACCGAAAAUGCGAAUGUCGGCAGCAUAAACGUAACCGAUGCAAUGAUCACCGAGGACACACCAAUUGACAUCAUUUCAUCGGACGAAAUCGCUAAAUUUGACAAACAAAACAAUGUGCCAUUAAAAUCGACCCAAUUGCUGAAACAUUUGAAGUCACCGAUCGUGAAGUCCGGCGACGGACGAAAUCGACCAAUGAAGGGUACACCCGUUGUCGUCCACGAUACGAUCGAUGUGUCCGACGACAAUGAUGUUGUCAGUUCAACCGAUUGGGAAAUGGAAGUGGACCAUGCCAAUAAUUGCAAGACUCAGGAAAUGGAACAGGAUAAUUCAGUUGAGCUGAGUAAUGUUGCUGAGGAUGGUGAUCCCAUUGAAAGCUACCUGCAACGGAUCGACGAUGAAACGGACGACAUAAUACAAUACGAUGCAUCAGGUAGCCCAUCAUCAUUGUUAAAUGAAGCCGAUAAAAUGUAACACGAGUCCAUAAUCAUCAAACGAAAAGUGGUAGAAGCGCAUCGUAAUAAAUCGCAAUAAAUUUGUCAGUCGGAUUUUAUCUCUAUCAAUGCAGACAGAGAGAGAGAGAGAGAGGACCCAUGGAAAAGCAAAGUAGAAUUUGCCGAUUUUUUUUAUUUUCUCUUUUUUUUCUUUCUUUAUUAUAAAAGGUUGUAAUGGAAUGAGUAGUUAAAUCAAUACAGAGGAUGCACAAUAGAUUUUAAGACCAAAACAAAAGAGAGAAAAACAAUGUACAAUGUGAAAUGAAGAAGAGGAAAACACAAAAAAGAAGAAGAAAACCAUUUUUAAAGAAAAAUAGGGAAAUGGAUCCGUCGUCUAUUUUCAGAAGAUAAUGGCUAAGCCAUCAAUGUGGCCAAUGGUCAUAAUCAUUUUUAUGUAUAGUUUUUAUCACUUUCGAAGCAUUGCAUACUAAUACAACCGUUUGUUGGAUAUUUUAAA